Molecule: messenger RNA, 1032 nt
Organism: Didymodactylos carnosus
Lineage: Eukaryota; Metazoa; Rotifera; Eurotatoria; Philodinida; Philodinidae
Source: the annotation of a GenBank genome assembly
AUGAUGAAUUGUUUAAUUCCAUUUCAAGUUCUCAAACCGGCAACAAUCAAUCAAGAACAUACAUCGUCGAAAUAUAUUGAACAAGUAAAACGGUCUCACCCAGAUAAUUUCUUCAAAAUUAUGGCUAAGAAAACCUCGUUCCGUGAUAUUAAAGUUCAAGAGCGCCAACGCAUUCAAUGGUUUAUCGCCAGUGAACGAUUAGAAAUUACUGUACAAGUCACAUUUACUCCAGAUGAUAGUCAUGGAAAAAUGGAAGUGCUGUCCUUGGGUAAUAAAGUUAGUGUGGAGAGAUAUACAAUCGAAGGUGAAUAUGAAACUUUAAGCAGUGGAAUAUUAACAAUAGAAGUGAAUAACGAAAAGGGACAAGUUGAUCGAGUGGUUUGGUUUCGUGUUAAACAGGCUUCAUUAUCGAAAUCUCAUCUUUUUGAGGGAAUUUUCAAUAUGAUAUACUCGUCAUCUUGCGGUGGAAACGAUCACACUGCUACUGAAAUAGAUGUGGCUACAGUUUUGGAGCGAGCUUUUCACUUUAUCGAUAGUCUUUUGAAUGGACGAAUGAAACUGAAGGAUAUGGUCGAUUUGAAGGCUAUUUUUUGCAACAAGAAUAUCAAUGUUCGUGAUGAAGUAAAAAAGUUAUUUUCCUAUCGUUUGAUAGCCAAUGCCAAUAGCCAAAAAGAACCGACAAUCAACGCUGAAGCUACAGAACAAGAAAUCGAACAAGUCUGUGAAUGGUUGCAGAUUUAUCAAUAUUACAGUUACAUCAAUAUUAUUGUCACUUGUGUACAGCGAUUCAACAUUAUUUCAAAUGAAAAUCCCGAUGAAACGAUUAAUUCAAUCAUACAGUUAAGUGAUGAAAACUGUUCGCUAAGAGAGAUUACUGAAAGGUAUCGAAAUCUCAAGCAACGAUUUCGAAAAUUAACCAAUCAACAUUUACAACUGAUCAAAGCAGCAUCCGAAUGUCCGAAUGUUAAUGAUGAAAAAAGCCGAGUUAUACACAACUCAUGGACGACGUCUAUUUCAAGAACUAAGAGAUAA